UAAACUCACCGGCCAACAGACCGGGUAAAAAGCUAGUAGUCUUAUAGGACAUUACUAUUUGGUGAGUGAGAAUAUAUCAUGAGUCAUCUUAUAUCAAUAGCGUUAGUCAAUUGCACGCUAUUUCACAUUAUAUAUCAUAUAAUUAAUUGUUUAUUGAUUUGAUUAUAUGUGACUAAAUUAGUUUUGAACUACACACCAGUUUAUAGCACAUGAAAGGAUCCAAGUUCUCUUGCCACCAUAUAUAAAACAAAUAAAGUUAUGAUAGUAAGGUAAAUUAUCCUUUAAACUUUAAAUUGAUAAAUUCAUAACCUUGCAGUCCAUCAACAAAUACAACAAGCAAACAACAAACUUUUAAUUUCAUAAUGGACCAUAUCCACCACAAAUCCUUGAUUUUUCAAAUACUUCAUUUUAACAAAUGCCUCAUUUUCCCAAAUCCAACAAGCAAACGACUUCUAAGGCAUUGUCUAUAGUAAAACUUAUUGUAAAAUGAAUCAUUUCAAGUAUGAUAUAUGGUUAACACCCUAUUUUGUCCUGAAGUUUAGUGCAAGUGUCAGUUUUGGCCCGAAUUUUCGAAUAAGACAGUUAUGGCCUACUUUUCAAAUUAUUGGACAGAUUUGGCCCCAUGUUUGGGUUGACCACUACAACUGAUGGUCAAACAUUUAUUCAAUCAGCGACUCAACAUUCCGUGCAAAGGUGGCAGCGACAUGACUGGCGCAUCAUUUCCACAUAAUUUAUUUGUUGAAAAUGAAAAAUAUAUGAAAAUGAAAAAUAAAUAUUUGAAGAAACAAGCAGAAGACUGGGAGCCUUCUUCUACCCCUAUUAUUUGGUCGCAAAUAACACUCUGUUCCAAUCUCCCAUCCCCUUCUACCAUCCCACCUCACCAUCACCAAUCUCACAUUCAUCAUUUCCCCCAAAUCAUCCUCCACCUUCCCAUGCAUCUAGGGCUGUCGGUUCGGUUCGGGUCGGGUAACCGAACCCGAAACCCGUGAAAACCGAAAAACCGAACCCACCCCCUCACAAACCGAAACCGAACCCGAAAUACAUUCCUGUGGGUUUCGGGUACUGGAACCCAAAAUUGAUGCUGGCGAGUUUUGUUCGGUUCGGGUGAAACCGAAACCGAACCGGCCAUUUUUUUUUUCCCCCUUCUUCCUUCCGUCCCCUGCUGCUACUUCUGAGAGAAUGGAGUUCAUGGAGUUAUAGCAGCAGAAGCAGCAGUACCCAACAAAACCAAAACAACAGGGUAGCAAAAUAUCAAAGACAAAUGGAUCCCUUCAAUUCCUGGCUGCUUUCUCGUUACCUGGUUGGGUAAAUCAUGAAUGGUUUUGACUGUUAUUCUGCUUCUUCUUCUUCUUCUUCUUCUUCUUCUUCUUCUUCUUCCAGUACACGCCAUUAACAGCCAUCUGGUUCAGAAUCAUCAGUCCCUUUUUUUGGAAUGGGUAAAUUUCUGACUCUCUCUCUCUCUCUUCCUCUGUUUCUUUUCUCAAUUCUGGAGGCUCCACCACCGCCGCCAUGAAUGGCGCCCAAAAAAAUUCCCCCCCAAAAUCCCUAAUCCGCAACCAAAAUCCCCCGCAAUUCACAAACCCAACCGAACCAAAACCAGAUUCAAUUCCCUUCCGACCCUAAAGCUCCAAAGCCCUCAAUUCCUCCCUUUCUCUCUCACUUGCACCAAAAACUCCCACCAACAGAACCCUGCUAUGUCAAUGUUAUUCUCAAUCGCCCACCAACAGACCUCUUCCUCAGAACUUCCUCUUCGAGAAUCUUCUGCCAGACUUGCUUAAUCUUGUCGAACUGCCUCUCUCUAGCUGUUGCUCUCUGUUUUAGCUUCCAUACUGACAAUUCGCGCUAACAAAGAAAACGAGUGUCUUUUGAAAGCUCUGGUCCCAAAUUGGUUCCCAAGUUUUGGCGCAUGCAGAGUCUGAGGGAGAUUGGAGGAGAUAGAUCAAACCCAUCUCUGGAAUAAUAUCAUCCACCACCCACCACCACCACAAAUUGAUCAAAUUGAUCAAUCCCACCCACCACCACCACAAAUUGACUCAACAGCAAGCAAUCAGAAAGCAAUCAAAGGCAGAAGCUUACUGGGAAUUCGUUCAACCCCAGAUUGAGAUGCGUCAGGUUCUUCAUUGCCCCAAUCUCAACUGGUAACGAAUCCGUGAAUCCAUUGCAGGAAAUGUCAAGAACCAGGAGCUGGCCCAGCCUCGUCUCGCUCUGUUUCGGCACAGAAUAAUAGGGGAAGGAUUUGAUGGCAGUCUGGCGGUGAGGACGAUGAUGGCGGCGCGGUGGAAUGGAACGAAGCGAAAGAGACGGCGACGGCAUGAGGUGAAGGCUGAAGGGCUGAAGAAAAAACCCUACAUUCGGUUUUUCGGUUUCUCUCUCGGGUUUCGGGUUUAUGAAACCGAAACCGAAACCAAAAGUCACGGGCCGAAACCGAAAAAACCGAACCCAUAUACACUGCUGCCGGUUCGGGUUCGGGUUAAACCGAAAACCCGAAACCGUUUUGACAGGCCUACAUGCAUCCAAACUCCCAACCAAUCACCAUCCUCAAAUCCAUCUCCUUCACCGUCACCACCUCCCAAACCCUCGUUGUCAUCGUAACUAGUAGCACUGAAAAAUCCAAGUCGGCGAAUUAAAGAGGAACUUCUAUCCGGAAAUUAAAGUGGCGGAACACCAGAUGGUGGUUGAUUAGAAGAACAAGAAGCUUGUUGUGGAAGCGCUGAGACAACAAACUACAAACUCCCACAACGAUUAUGAAAAUCAUUGAGGCUGAAAUUGGGAAAGCCGACACAUCUGAAAUUGAAAUAGACUCCUCGGUUGGUGAAUGGGUGGUUAACGAAGGAAGGGAGAGUGGCCUGGAUACGAAGACGACGCCGACAUUGAGGAGGGCAGGGGACUGUGACGGGUCGUUGACGAAAGAAACGACGUCGAUGUUGGAGAAGGCAGGUGACGCAACGCCGAUGUUGAAGGUGGCGAGUGAUUAUGUCAGGUCGUUGAAGAAGGAAUCGAUGUCGCCGUUGAUGAAUCCAGGGAAAGCGACGCUGGUGUUGGUGAUUGCGAGUCUGCUACUUUGUGCAACGAAGGAAGACUAGGUAGAGGAGUGGGAAGAAGGCCAAAAAUUAGGGAUUUUGACCGACAAUUAUUUUUUUGGUCUUCACUUUUUCUAUUUUAAUUUGUUCUUUUGUUUUUAAUUUUUUCAAACUAUUAAAUAAAUUAUUAUUCAAUGAUGUGAUGUCAUGCAUUAGCCACAUCAUUAGUUUUUUGUCGAGUCAUUAACAGUGAGAAUGUUUGACCGUUAGUAACGUUCAAUCCAAAUGUCGGGCCAAAUUUGUCCAAUAAUUUGAAAAGUAGCCCACUACUGUUUUAUUCAAAAAUUUGGGCCAAAACUGACACUUACGCUAAACUUUGGACCAAACUAGAGCAUUAACCCUUGGCACUUACUCUAACCUUCGGACCAAACUAGAGUGUUAACCCUAUGAUAUAAGACAAUAUGAUUUUCCCAAGAGAAACACGGUUUGAGUAAGAGGAAAACACGACCAUGUUCCGAUAAUAAGAGAUCGUGUAACUUAUGCCAAGAAGGAACAUGACCAGACUCCAAACAUGGCCACGAUCGUGUUUUACCCUGAAGGUUCUCAUGUUUCACCUUGAAGAACUUAACCGAAACGAUGUGAUUGAAGAAACACGAGCUAGAGCUAAAACACGGACAUGGAACACGAUCAUGUUUUGGCCAGCUGUUGGGUUAAGUGCAAAUUUUUGGAUUUUUUAGAGGGGUCCUACUUUUGAUAGCAGAAACAGAGUUCUAAGAGAAAGUGAUGGAGAUAAAUACCUUAGAGCUUAUUUGAGCCCCCAAUCCACCAUCGGAGCUCGAAGUUUGUUCCUUGGAGUGCAUAUUGACAUCUUGGAGCAGAUCAUCAUCAUCUUUACAUGACUACUUCGAGCAUGGUUUUCCUCUCUCUCGAUGGAGUGAUCUUCUCUCUCACUUGAGUAUGAAGAACCCUAGUUCCAUGUGUUAGGAGAAGGAUUGUAUGAACCAUUGGAUUGUUGAAUUGAUUUGUUAUAUUCAACUGAGGCAUAUUUAAUAAUUUAUUGAGUCUUGGUCACAUUCCUUUUAUUCUUGCUUUUACCUAGGAGAGAUAAUAUCUUAUUGGGUUAAGAGAGCAACCUUAAUUGGAGCCGGUAAUGAAUUGAUUGCACUAAUAAUGAAUCAAUUCAUCAGUACAGAGCAAUGAAUUGAUUCAUUCCAGUAGAGGAGGUCUAUUUGCAUUGCCUUGGCAUUUUCGUUCGGUUCAGGAUAAUCUCCCAUCAUCUAAUCUGUUUAAGAGAGCUUCGUCUACUUUACUCGAGAUUCCAAGCAAUAUCAGACCUUCUAGUGUAUAAUUAUCAAUGAACUUAACUCUAAGGUAAAUUUCAACUUUGACCUAACUACGGACUAGGUGGGCACAUACUUGAGUGACCUUUCUUGCAUCUGAAAUUUAAUAAACUUUCGUCGCUUUGUUCACUUAGCUUUAGUAAAUGUCAUUAUAACUG
This is a messenger RNA of Linum trigynum, 4518 nucleotides long. Lineage: Eukaryota; Viridiplantae; Streptophyta; Magnoliopsida; Malpighiales; Linaceae. The record is from the annotation of a GenBank genome assembly.